GGCGUCGGGCGGCCGCCGGAAGUUAUGGCACGCCGCCUUCCGGUGCGGCCUGUGGGAGCCGGCGCGGUGGGUAAGCGACGGGCGGGACUCGCGGCGGGUUGCGGGGACGGGCCCGGGCAGGUAAUGGGCCCCGUCCCCCAUCUUGGGUGCUGCGCGGUGAGGGGCGGGCCGGGGCGGCGGCGGCGGCCUCACGCGGUGUCGCUCUCCGCAGGCAUUCCGGCCGCCCCGCCUGGAGCAGCGCGAUGGCGUCGGUGAUGAUGGCCACCUCGGAGUGGAUCCAGUUUUUCAAGGAAGCCGGGAUCCCGCCGGGCCCCGCGGUCAACUACGCCGUCACGUUCGUGGAUAACAGGAUCCAGAAGAACAUGCUGCUGGAUCUCAAUAAGGAGAUCAUGAACGAGCUGGGUAUCACAGUAGUUGGCGAUAUUAUUGCCAUUCUGAAGCACGCUAAACUGGUAUACCGGCAGGAAAUGUGCAAAGCUGCAACAGAAUCGGUGGCCUCCAGCCAAAUUGCUUUGCAAUCCGAACUCCGCAGAAAUGCUAAUACUGUUGUGAUCUUACCAAUUUCUGCAGCUGCCACCAGGAUGAUUGCCAACAGUUUGAGCCGAGACUCUCCCCCUUCUACUCCUGUUCGGAGGCCUGACACCAGUGCCUCCAAAAUCUCCAUCACUGUAUCCAACAAAAUGGCAGGAAAAAGCACCAAAGCAGCUGUUUGCGCUCCUCGGGCUGAGAAUCCCACCAUCCCAGUGAAGCGGCGCCGCGUCACAGCAGAGAUGGAAGGGAAGUACAUUGUCCACAUGCCCAAAGGAACAACUCCUAGGACCAAGAAGAUCCUGGAGCAGCAGCAGGCAGCAAAAGGUUUGCAAAGAACUUCUGUGUUUGACCGGCUUGGUGCAGAGACUGGUGGAGACACAGCAAUAGGGAGCAAGCCCACAGGAGUGUUCAGCCGGCUGGGGGAUGUGCAGGAGGACAAAGCACCUGACAGCGAUGACGACAGCUCUGUCCUGCAGUAUGCAGGAGUGCUGAAAAGACCCUCCCAGCCCAAGGAGAGCUGCAAAGUUGGUGUCACCAUCAAGGCCAAAGCUACCAGCUCUGAGCCCAAGCAGGUGGCGGCAGGAGCCGCCACCACUGCAAUCCAGCGACGCGGGAGCAAGAGCGUGGCUGGAUCUGCAGCUCCUGCCAAGGAAGAAGAGAUGCAGGGCUUGUCAACUGCCCCAGGCAGUGUGGCCAAGAGACUGGGCAAGCGCUCGCUGAAACUCCUCCAAGCCCAGGACAGCAGCGUUACCAGUUCCAGGAGCAGGCCUGACUCUUCCUUCCGAGUCACCAUAAACAGAACUUUAGGGAGCUCCAAGGUAAGCAGCUCCAGCCCUGCAGAGCCCCCCAGCGCUCAGAUGGACCACACGGGCACCAUCAGUGUCUUUAAGAGGCUCGGCAGGAAAACUGUGAGCCUAACCUGAGACCCCGCUUGGAGGGAGCCUUCAGACGAGGAGGGCAAGCGUGUGUGUGUGUGUUCAUCUCUUGCGUCAGCUCCCUUUGUGAUGUGAGCGGGAGGCUGCACUCCAGAGCCGAUGCGGGUCUGCUUCUGUGAAGCUCUCGGUUGGUUCUCCCACCACUCCCUGCGUCCAGAGUUGCUUAGGGCCAAGUGAGGGGUUUUGGGCUGCCCUCUGAACACACCUUUUGUUUUUUCUCUGCAGGUGUUUGCUCUAUCCUAGGAAGUAGUGUCCGUAAGAGACAGGCGGUCCCUUCUUUUCCCUUCUCUGUCCUGAGUUUUCAUCUGCCGAUCCUGGAACACCCGCAUUCCAGGAAGGGCAACUGCCAGAUUUUUCUUUUAGUGGAUGCUGGAGCUGUGCAAUUGGCAAGGCAGGUCCGGCAGUGUUCUGGGUUUCUUUUCUUCUUUCCUUUUCGGUUUUUUUAGAAUGGUUGAGAAACGCCCUUGUCUUACACGUCAGGAUUCCUGACUGGUCUAGCUCCGUUUCUUUUGCUGCACUCUUGAAUAAGUUGUUUUUGGACUGGGGUGUGUGUGUGCAAAUGGCUGCACCCAUAUUUCCUCUCUGACCUUUCUUGAGCAAACAAAAACAAACCCAUUUUUUUUUAAAGCGCUCAUCUGAUGUCUUGAGGCUCUUCUCUCAUCUGCCGUUUUGAAGCCACGGUAUUUCUCCAGCCCUCGCCCCGCUUUGUGACUUGGGCUGUCUGUCUCAGGAGUGGGGGGAAUCUUAGAUUGCAGAAGACACACAUCCUCACCCAGCUUAGAUCGCGCCCCUCCAUCCACCAGCUGACAGGAUUUGGGGUAGGGCAGGCUCAGCUUUGGCAUUAGGAAAUGACUGGGCAUUGCAAGUUUAAUGAGAGGUAGAUCUGCCAGGAAAGGGUGCCUGGUACUGAUGGACCCCUACUGUUUCCCACCGUAAAAAGCCUUGGCUCUCCCUGGCGUUUACAACCUCCUUUAGAGAAGACCGGUGAAGCCCCCGCCCCAGCAAGAUCUCCUGGGGGAUCCCUCACCCGCAGGGACUUACGUUUCUUGACGUUUCUUGCAAAGAAAUUUCACGGAUGCCAGCAGGGACCGGUGCCAGGCAAGUGGGAGAAAGAGAGGUCAGUGUGCCCUGAGGCCUCCCUGCCCCAAGGGCUGCCCAGAGGCCAGACCGACUACAGACCCGCGGGCUGAUCGGCUGGAGGGCGGCCAAGUCAGGCACCCAAGGGGGCUUCGCUACUUGAAAGCGGGUUUGUCAAUCGGAGUCGUUGUACAUCAGGAUGGUGUGAACGGCCGAUCACAAUAAAAGGUGUCUCCGCUUG
Molecule: messenger RNA, 2784 nt
Organism: Crotalus tigris (Tiger rattlesnake)
Lineage: Eukaryota; Metazoa; Chordata; Lepidosauria; Squamata; Viperidae
Gene: CUNH19orf47
Product: chromosome unknown C19orf47 homolog
Exons: 8
Coding region: 243-1454 (403 amino acids)
Cellular component (GO): nucleus
Source: RefSeq, a predicted model, not a curated record